AUGGAUUGGGAAAAAGGAGAACAUUUAAGAACUUGUCCGUUAUAUGAAGGUGUUGAAGUUGUUGUAUCUGAUACUUCUGAAGACGAAGAUGAAUCUUACGAAGAAAAUAUUUCAACAUUUGAGGAAGAAAAUGUUAUUAUUUCCGAUGAAAUAGAUUCUUCUUCAGAUGACCUUGUCUCUGACUCAUCUGAUGAAGAACAAACAUCAUCUGAUGAAAAUGAUUUUCCUGAAGAAUCUACAUUAUCUGAAGAAUCUAUUUCAUCCGAAAAAUCGACUUUAUCUGAAGAAUCGUCAUCAUCUGAAAAAUCGACAUCAUCCAAAGAAUCUACAUCAUCUGAAGACGAUAUAUCUUCUGAUACACCUGAAGAUUCUUAUGAUCCUUAUGACUUGUCUGAUUAA
This is a messenger RNA of Scutellospora calospora, 399 nucleotides long. NCBI's taxonomy places the organism in Eukaryota, Fungi, Glomeromycota, Glomeromycetes, Diversisporales, Gigasporaceae. The record is from the annotation of a GenBank genome assembly.